Molecule: messenger RNA, 627 nt
Organism: Kuraishia capsulata CBS 1993
Lineage: Eukaryota; Fungi; Ascomycota; Pichiomycetes; Pichiales; Pichiaceae
Exons: 1
Coding region: 1-627 (208 amino acids)
Biological process (GO): XMP salvage; IMP salvage; hypoxanthine metabolic process
Cellular component (GO): cytoplasm
Molecular function (GO): hypoxanthine phosphoribosyltransferase activity
Source: RefSeq, a predicted model, not a curated record
AUGUCAGAAGACGAAAAGAUUUACGUUUCCUACAACAACAUUCACAAGCUCUGUCAGAACGCCGCGACCGAAAUCAGGUCGGUAGGUAAGCCUGAUAUUAUAAUAGCCAUCGGUGGUGGUGGUUUCAUCCCAGCCAGAAUCUUGAGAUCAUUCAUUAAGUAUCCUGGUGAGACAAAUAUUCCCAUUCAGGCUAUUGGUUUGUCGUUGUAUGAGAACAUGGGAGGUAUUGGUCAAGUGGAGAAGAUUGGCAAGGAGGUAGUAAGAACGCAAUGGUUGGACUUUGGUGCCUUGGAGCAGCAUUUUGACUCACUCAUUGGCAAGAACAUUCUGAUUGUUGACGAGGUUGAUGACACUAGAACCACACUUCAUUAUGCUUUGAAUGAACUUCACAAGGAUGUUGAGGAGCUGGCUGUCAAGCUGGGCAGAACUAACGAGCAUACCAAGUUCAGUAUCUUUGUGUUACACAACAAGGAUAAGCCCAAGAAGGCCGACAUAUCUCGAGAGAUGAUGAAUGGUGGAGUCUACAUUGCUGCCAAGACAGUGCCGGAUGCAUGGAUUGCGUAUCCAUGGGAGGCCAUUGAUAUUGACGAGCAUUCCGUUAAGGCCAUUGCACAGGGUAACAAUUAG